Aureobasidium pullulans EXF-150 is the source of this 1383-nucleotide messenger RNA. RefSeq lists its product as uncharacterized. NCBI's taxonomy places the organism in Eukaryota, Fungi, Ascomycota, Dothideomycetes, Dothideales, Saccotheciaceae. The record is from RefSeq and is a predicted model, not a curated record. Bases 1 to 1383 code for a protein of 460 amino acids. The transcript has a single exon.
AUGGUAUUGGGAAAGCGUAAGCACGGCCCCGGGGCAAAGGCAGCUAUGCAAGGCCUCAAGAACCACGAGGAUCCAGUUGUACGAAAGCACAAGAUGGAUGACAAUGGCAAAAUUAUUAUGCCGAUCAGGAAAUCAUCCAGUUGCGUAGAGAAGGGCAAAACAGACCCAUCUGGAAGUCGGAAAUCAAGUUCUCCGAGGAGAUCGCCGCCUCUUUCACCUAAAUCGAAAAUGUUAGCCGAUCUCAUCCCGGGGAAAACGACGGAGGACAUCCAGAAGAUAUGCGGUAAGGCUAUUGUGUCGCCCAGAACGCAGAUUGGACUUGAGAAGGAACGGGUACAAGUCGAAGAGAAGAGACUUCGCCUUGUGGACGAAAGGCUCAAAAAAAUGAAGGAGGUACUGAUUCUGAAGGCCGACUACCCGCUGGUGGCCGGAGACAUGGAAGAAGACGAUGAACCAGAACACCUUCAGCGCUCUCCUGCUUUCAAUGCGUACCCUGAGGAUCCUGAGGUGUACGGGCGAGAGGCCAAACAAGUACCUAUGCAAGCCCAUAGAAAUAUCAUUGUCGACAGAAGCCAAGCUCAUGAACCGUUCGGCCAUGGGAUUGUCUCAAGGGUCCUUCUGGAAGAAGAAACCGAGCCGGGCAAACCAACGAGACAAGUUGGGGCGUGGGCGAUCAAACAAGUACACCUCCGGGAGUGGUUGGCCCCAGGAACAGUGAUCCGGGCUCUACACGCAGUUCCCAACAACGACCUCAAGCUAGAAUAUCCCAGCAACCUCGUACGCAUAUAUCCUCGAGGCCCGGUGAUAGCAAAGUGGAGGCCCAUGAUUAUACUCUGGCAUCAUAACAGUGAGAUGACCUGUGUGCCACUUUUCACACUGAAGGCAAAAAAUCCGGAGACGAAAAAAUCCGAGUCAGGUCUUAAAUUGCAGCAUCUCGCACCCGCUAAACGUCGAGAGUAUAUGCCGAUCAGGCGUGACGAUAACGAGGGCAGCGCAUGGAAGAACUAUGGCCUAGCACUGCACAACGGGCCACCACUGAUCAUGUUAAAGCAUCCUGGUACUUACGGCCUGGAAGCGGGCUCUUUUGCUGAUCUUUCACGGCCCGUGACCGUCGGUAAAUUCGACGAGUUCGAGGAUGCGCUUGCUAUGCUCAAGGACGGAAGCUACGCUCGUCUUCUUGAGGCUUUCAAAUUCAGAGAACAGUUAGCCAGGGAGGGCGCGCUUAGCAGCAAAGGCAUGAGGGAUACACGCACAGCUACGCCCCCAGCAUUACAACGCAUGAGUGACGAUAGAGCAAAAUGGAAUGCAAUGGGCGUGGGAGAUGAUCAGAUAGACGAGGACGACGCUUACUAUGAUGCCGAGUUUAUAGAUCUGAACAGGUAG